AUGUCGGACACAAUUCGCAUAUCUCGUAUAGUAUGCGACUUUUUGAUCCUGGCUUGUUGCGCGAUCCCAUUGCUGAUUUUUCACGUAUGGGUGAAACCGUACAAACGAGGUUUCUAUUGUGACGAUGAGACCAUUCGGUAUCCUUACCGAGACUCGACCGUUUCUAGACAAAUGUUGAUCGUCAUUGGCUUGCUUAUACCAACAAUUUUGAUAAUCGCCACUGAAAUUUUCCGAACGAUGGCUUGGGAGAGGAAAUGCGAGUCACAGUUUAAAACCUACCAUUUGAAACAAUAUUCUGUUCAUCGCCUCGUUGUUCGUCUGUAUUGCUUCAUCGGGUACUUUUUCCUUGGCGUUUGCUUCAAUCAGCUGAUGGUUGACAUCGCAAAAUACACUAUUGGACGUCAGAGACCUCAUUUUAUGGACGUCUGUCGUCCAAAUAUAGGUUACGCUGAGUGCAAAAAUCCUGACUUGUACAUAACGAACUUCACAUGCACAGGAGGCAAUGAGAAACUUAUUCUUGAGUCACAGCUCUCCUUUUACUCUGGUCACUCGGCCUUCAGUUUCUAUGGAGCAUGGUUCACAUCUCUCUAUCUGCAAGCUCGCCUCUACCGCCCACUGUUCUCUCGUCUACUACUGCCCGUGAUCCAGUUUUCGUUGUUUGGAGGAGCAUCUUACGUCGCUCUCACUCGAGUUUCGGAUUACAAGCACCAUUGGUCGGACGUUCUUGUUGGUGCACUUAUUGGAAGUGCAAUAGGCAUUUUCACGGCUCUUUAUGUGGCUGAAGUCUUCAAGCGACGUGAAAUUCCGGCUUGUGUAUUGGGAUCGGAUGAGUUUGGUUUGAUAAGGAUGGAAAAGCGCUCAGACGUAGUCCCUCCAGCGGUAACGACGGCCACACAUUCCAUCACUGUGACUAAUGAGCAAGAUCCAUCAUCGAAUCAGCGACUCGACAGUACAUCGUCGGCAUCACGAUCCAGAUGA
Ostertagia ostertagi is the source of this 978-nucleotide messenger RNA. Lineage: Eukaryota; Metazoa; Nematoda; Chromadorea; Rhabditida; Trichostrongylidae. The record is from the annotation of a GenBank genome assembly.